Bombus pascuorum is the source of this 1645-nucleotide messenger RNA. RefSeq names its product venom serine protease 34-like. Gene Ontology annotation, molecular function: serine-type endopeptidase activity. The record is from RefSeq and is a predicted model, not a curated record. Gene Ontology annotation, biological process: proteolysis. The transcript is spliced from 8 exons. NCBI's taxonomy places the organism in Eukaryota, Metazoa, Arthropoda, Insecta, Hymenoptera, Apidae. Bases 112 to 1329 code for a protein of 405 amino acids.
UCGCGACGUGGAUAAAAACGCCGGAAUGCACGCAAAUGCAAAUAGAUGGAUAGCGACUGUGUGUCCGAAAUCUUCGUACUUGUCGCGUAACAAAUUUUUGAUCAAAGCAUCAUGCUUUCUAUACGCACCGCCGCGUUCCACGGUUUUAUGAUACAAGCGGCGGUUUUGCUAUUUUGUUGGUCUAUAUUUUCGAUUGAAUUAAGUAAUGCUACAAAUGGCAGUUGCACCUACUAUCACGAACUAACUCCUGGUACUAAGUAUUUCAUUCAGAACCGCGAAUACCCGAAUUUCUAUAGGAGGUCACAAUCAUGUUCAUGGACCAUCGUAAGCGAGUAUAAAGUUGAUUUAACCUGUAGCACGUUUGAAUUACCAUGGAGUUCCAAUUGCUUCCAAGACAAAGUAGCUGUGCAAGUCAAUUCUUCUACUACGCAUCGGUAUUGUGGUAAUGGAAAGUUUAACAUACAAUCAGAAUCAAACACGAUGGUUGUAACGCUGCAAUCACCAGUAUGGUCGAGCGGUGGUCGAUUUGCUUGUGAAGUGAGAUCAGUGAAGCGACCCCAAGAUUCCGAAAAUUGUGAAUGUGGAUGGAAAAACCCUAGUCGCAUCGUCGGUGGAAAUGAUACAGGGGUGAACGAGUUCCCUAUGAUGGUUGGUAUUGUGGACUUCGAAAGACGAGUCGUAUUCUGUGGAGGCACUAUAAUAUCCACAAGAUACGUACUAACAGCGGCACAUUGCGUCAACGGGAAAGAAUACCAGAAAUUGGGUGCCCUGGUUGGCGAUCAUGAUUUGCGAACAGGAUCGGAUACAAACGCCACGGUGUUACAUCGAAUAAUCAAAAUUAUGAUUCAUCCUAAUUACGGUCAAAGAAUUGAUCAAAAUGACGUGGCUAUCGUAAAAACAGAGAAAGACAUGAAGUUCACUAACGAGGUUGGUCCGGCCUGUCUACCUUUUCAACAUUCGUUAGAUACUUUUGGUGGCAAUUAUGUUGAAUUGUUGGGUUGGGGAACAACGGAUUAUGGUGGCCCAACUUCUGAUAUUUUGCAAAAAGUUACCUUAAGCGUGCUUACGUAUCUACAGUGUUCUAAAAAUUACAAGAAUAUAACGUCAGAUCAAAUCUGUACCUAUGCCGAAAACAAGGAUUCGUGUCAAAUGGACAGUGGUGGACCAGUUCUAUGGCAAAAUCCGACGACUAAACGACUUGUCCUGAUAGGAAUCAUUACAAAGGGUAUAGGUUGUGCUGUCGUUGGUGGUGUAAAUACCAGAGUUGGAGCUUACAUCGACUGGAUUAUUUCAGCAACUUCAGACGCUUCGUACUGCAUCAUAGAAUAAGACAAUACAGCUUAUCGUUCGACUCGAUUUGACACAAUCCGGAUAGCAGGCCUAGUCGUUUCAUUAAUAUCGCUGAUAACGCAACUGACAUACUUAUGAGGUAAAUUUCCUCGUUUUACAGGUUUAAAAUGUUCCCAAGAAAACGAUAAGAAUACAAACAUACUAUUCGCACGAACAUUAUAUUAGAUCGGCAAUUACAUAUCAUGCGGGCAUCAAACGAUUAGGAUGUGUCGAUUUAUUGUUUCAAGUCUGGAGACGACGAAAGCUUUGUAAUUUAACAUUCAGAUAUGUUAUUGAAUAUAUAUUGUUAAAUCAU